CAUAUUUAUCAUUAUAAGUUUGGCCGUCUCCGGUCCGGAUACUUCAUAUUGACAUAUGCUUAGAAAAUACAUUUAUUCUUAUUCAUUAUUUUACAUCAAUUGUGUAAUGAUUAUUGUCUUAUACUUUUAUUCAUAGUGUUUAUUUCUGUAUGUUCAAGGGUAAUAUUUGUAUGGAGUUGCUCAUACUGAUACAUUCAACCAAGCACUUAUGUCAUUGUUCCCAACAAUUGGAUACAACACCAGUAGCCAUCCAGUGUAAGAGGAGGUCGAACAUUUUCAAUUGAGGUAUCGUUCCAAUUUUCAAUAUGCCUCCUAAAGGCAAACGAAACAGCCUUCUCACUGUGAGAAGUGGCAUCAUUAAAAAUCUAUCUUGGCUUUAUACUGAAUAUUUCAAUUUUAAAAUCAAUGAUGAAAAUGAUUUUCAAAAACUACUAGCAGUCAAAACUAAAUUGCUCAACUUUGAGCAGCGUUAUGAAGAGAUAAGCCUGGAAUUUGAUUCAGAUGACAUUGAUGACAAUGAACAUCAAAUUGUCACAGAAAAAUUUUUAAUGUUAAUUGCUAAUGUAAAUACAAUUUUGAAAAAUUAUGAUUCACAGCAGCAAGUUGCUACAUUUCAAGCACCGGCAAUGGAACAUCAGUCACCAAACUCCUCUCCAGUUCCCAAAUCACCGGGGUCUGUAGAUCAUAAUAGUGUAAUCAACACAAAUCAAUCGCCAUCUGCUUCAGUGACUGCUAAUAAUGUCAAUUCUCUGCCUUUGCAACCCACUAUGCCUAUUUAUCAAGGUCUACAAUUACCAAUGGUACCGUUACCAGAAUUUUCAGGUUCCUUUGAUUCAUGGCUUGAAUUCCGUGAUACCUUUUCCAAUAUGGUUAUUGAAAACCAAACUUUGGCUCCAGCUACAAAGCUGUAUUAUUUGCGCAAAGCUCUCAGUGGUGAAGCCCUUGCACGCAUUCAGAAUAUUCCUCCAGGGAAUGGAAACUUUGAGCUUGCAUGGAAUCUGCUUACACAGAGGUACAAUAACCCCAGAUUAAUUGCAAGUACCCACAUUCAAGGUAUUGAAUCACCCCCAGCACUCAAGAAAAAUUGUUCCAAAUCUCUUAGAGCUUUCAUUGAUCACUGUAAAUGUCACAUUAAUGCUUUAGAAGCGCUCAAAUUGGAUGUUCAAAUUAAAGAUUUACUUUACAUGCAAAAAAUCACUUCUCAACUUGACUCUAAUAUCUUGCGCGAAUGGGAAAAACGCAUUGAAAUAAAUGAAAUCCCUACUAUGGAUAAACUGUGGGAAUUUCUUGAAAAUCAAUGUAAGGUAAUGGAUGCUAUUUCAUCUCAUAGCCCCUCAAAUCCACCAACUAAUCAAAAGGUUUUUACUCAAGCUACUUCAAAUGCACCCAAUGUUAGGCAAAAUACUCGUCCUUUUGCUCAAAAUAAUACUCUGAAUAAUUUUCAGCCAUCAGUAUCCUGUCAAUUUUGCAAUGAUCGAUCUCAUGGGAUUUUCAAAUGUGUCAAUUUUUCAAAGAUUCCCAUCAAUCAACGUUAUGAUGCAAUCAAAAGGAAAGGGUUGUGUUUCAAUUGCCUUAAUCCUUACACUGACAAUCACAACUGCUCUUCAAAGAGAUGCCAAAAAUGUGAUAAGCGACAUCACACUGUUCUACAUGAUUCCUUUACUAGCAAUUCAGGAGCUGAAGUCUCCAAUCAGUUGGAAACCUUCUGGAAGCUGGAAGAAGUCUCUUCAGUUAUUCCUGUCUCUCCUGAGUGUGCUAGGGUUGAAGCACACUACAAAGAAAAUACCAUCAGGCAUGAAGAUGGUCGUUUCCAAGUGUCCUUACCUCGCAAGGAUUCAUUUGCCACCCUUGGUCAUUCAAGGACUCAAGCUAUGAAACGUUUCCAUUCAUUGGAAAAAAGAUUUCUUAAAGAACCUGAGCUCAAACCUCAAUAUGUUGAAUUUAUGCAGGAAUAUGAAGAUUUAGGUCACAUGCACCCUGUACCGCCACCAGCCCCUGAGGAACAAGUCUAUUAUAUUCCACAUCACGCUGUCUUCAAGCCCGACUCCACUACAACCAAAACAAGAGUUGUGUUUGAUGCUAGCGCCAAAACAUCAACCGGAAUUUCUCUCAAUGAUGUUAUCUUCAAGGGUCCUGUUGUUCAGUCAGACCUUUUUGACAUUGUCCUACGAUUUCGUAUGCGACCAUUUGCUUUCAUCGCGGACAUAACUAAAAUGUACCGCCAAAUUCUUUUAGAUCCUUCUGAUCGUAAUUUGCAUCGUAUUUUUUGGAGAGAUGAUACUUCAAAACCUCUUCAAGAAUACCAAUUGGCCACAGUUACUUAUGGGACAGCUUGUGCAUCUUAUCUCAGCACUAGAACCUUGAAUUUACUUGCUGAACUUGAAUCAACACCUGAUUCUCCAUUGUAUCAUUCAAUUCAUCAAGAAUUUUAUGUUGAUGACCUAAUCUCUGGUGCAUCUACAUUGGAACAAGCCAUGGAAUUGUCACAUCAAUUGCUCACCACUUUGAAUAAAGGAUGUUUUGAAUUAAGGAAGUGGAUGUCCAAUUCCCCUGAGUUACUGAAUUCACUACCAUCCAAUUUGCUAGAAACUUCCAUUGUUAAACCAAUUUCAGAUCCUGAUAAUGGAAUAACCAAAGCUCUAGGUUUACUGUGGAAUUCCAAUUCUGAUAGUCUAUCCAUCUGUUCUAACAUUGAUAAAAUUUCUGAAAAGACUUCAUUCACAAAGCGUGAGUUUCUGUCAGUUAUUGCUUCAACUUUUGAUCCACUUGGAAUCAUUAGUCCCAUCAUAAUCCUUCCAAAAAUCUUAUUUCAAAAUUUAUGGCUUGCAAAAAUUGAUUGGGAUGAUAGUCUGCCCAAUGACAUGCUACUGAAGUGGUUGCAGAUCAUACAAGAACUAUCCAAAAUUUCAAGCAUUUCAAUACCACGUUGUGUAGUAUCAAAGGAUCAAUGUUCCAUAGUUGAACUUCAUGGUUUUUCUGAUUCUAGCGCUACUGCUUAUGGAGCUUGUGUGUAUGUACGCACCAUCCAAAAUAAUGUUGUUCAAACUCAUCUUCUUUGUGGAAAAUCACGUGUUGCACCUCUCAAGCCUGUCUCCAUUCCAAAUUUGGAACUUUGUGGUGCCUUAGUAUUAUCACGACUCAUUAACAAAGUUGUAAGUGCUUUGAAUUCUCUUGAUUUGACUAUUUCAGGUGUUUUUCUCUGGUCAGAUUCUCAAAUUGUCUGCAAGUGGUUGCAGUCUCCUCCUGACAGAAAGUCAAUUUUUGUUUCAUUGAGAGUAGGUGAAAUCCAAG
This is a messenger RNA of Nilaparvata lugens (brown planthopper), 3291 nucleotides long. RefSeq lists its product as uncharacterized. The transcript has 2 exons. NCBI's taxonomy places the organism in Eukaryota, Metazoa, Arthropoda, Insecta, Hemiptera, Delphacidae. The record is from RefSeq and is a predicted model, not a curated record. Bases 1471 to 1875 code for a protein of 134 amino acids.